GCAGGAUUUUGAGCUGUUGUUUGCUUUGAUAUCUGCUUCUUAACAUCAUGAAGAUGAGAGUCCGUCACUUCCUUGGAGCAGGCUGGGCUGUGAGGAGGCUGCCUUUGGAGGUGAAAUCCUGGCACUCCAGCUGCUGCCGUGGGAGAAGAGACCAACAUCCACGUGGCUUCAACCUCCUUUGUUGCAGAGAGCAAGAAGGGCUCAUUGCUGACUGGAAGAUAAUUAAUCAAGCUGUAGCUAUCCUGUCCUAAUGUCAGGGGAGUCAUUCCUCUGAACUUCAUGUCCAGCUGCUAGACCGGCCAGCUUCUCACAAGGACAAAUGGGAUGUUGGGGAACAAAUGGCACAGGAUGCACCAUUCAGGCAGCUGUCCAUGUGUGACACGCGAUUUGUACCCAUGCAAUCAGAAUGGACUAGAACAUGAAGAUAAUAUCCGGCUACAGAAGAACCAGACAGUACCAAAGAGAACAUCAUUCUCCUCAAGAGAGAAUGAAGUUAGUGAAGUCAAGUGUUGGGGAAAGACCCUGAAUAACCACAACAUCAAGUAAAGGGAUUACAAUGGUUGAUACAGAAAUGCCGUUUUGGCCCAUUAAUUUUGGAAUCAGCCCAGUGGACCUGUCUGCCAUGGAGGAUCACACACAUUCCUUUGACAUAAAGCCCUUCACCACCGUCGAUUUUUCAAGCAUUUCUUCACCUCACUAUGAAGAUAUUCCUCUGGCAAGAACGGAUCAGACAAGCAUCGAUUACAAAUACGACAUCAAGCUCCAGGAUUGCCAAAGUGCAAUCAAAAUGGAGCCUCCUUCCCCACCCUACUUCUCAGAAAAAGUUCAGCUGUACAACAAACCUCACGAGGAGUCUUCCAACUCCCUCAUGGCUAUCGAGUGCCGCGUGUGCGGGGACAAAGCCUCCGGCUUCCACUACGGUGUGCACGCCUGCGAGGGCUGCAAGGGCUUCUUUCGAAGAACAAUCAGGCUAAAGCUAAUUUACGACAGGUGUGAUCUGAACUGCCGCAUCCACAAGAAGAGCAGAAACAAAUGUCAGUACUGCAGGUUUCAGAAGUGCCUCGCCGUGGGAAUGUCCCACAAUGCCAUCAGGUUUGGGCGAAUGCCACAAGCGGAGAAGGAGAAGCUCUUGGCAGAGAUUUCCAGCGACAUCGACCAGUUAAACCCUGAAUCUGCUGAUCUCCGAGCACUUGCCAAGCAUUUGUAUGACUCAUACAUAAAGUCCUUCCCUCUGACCAAAGCCAAGGCGAGGGCAAUCUUGACAGGAAAGACGACAGACAAAUCACCUUUUGUUAUUUAUGACAUGAACUCUUUAAUGAUGGGAGAAGAUCAGAUCAAGUGCAAGCACGUGUCCCCGCUGCAGGAGGAGAACAAAGAGGUGGCCAUCCGCAUUUUCCAGCGAUGCCAGUUCCGCUCCGUGGAGGCAGUGCAGGAGAUAACAGAAUUUGCCAAGAACAUUCCAGGUUUUGUGAACCUUGACCUGAAUGAUCAAGUAACUCUCCUGAAAUACGGGGUCCAUGAGAUCAUAUACACCCUACUGGCUUCUCUGAUGAAUAAGGAUGGAGUUCUCAUAUCUGAGGGACAAGGAUUCAUGACACGGGAGUUUCUGAAGAGCCUGAGAAAACCUUUUUGUGACUUUAUGGAGCCCAAGUUUGAGUUUGCUGUGAAGUUCAAUGCACUGGAAUUAGAUGACAGUGACCUGGCAAUAUUUAUAGCUGUCAUUAUACUAAGUGGAGAUCGCCCAGGUUUGUUAAAUGUGAAGCCCAUUGAAGACAUCCAAGACAAUCUGCUGCAAGCCUUGGAGCUCCAGCUAAAGCUGAACCACCCCGAAUCCUCCCAGCUGUUUGCAAAGCUGCUUCAGAAAAUGACGGACCUCAGACAGAUUGUCACAGAACACGUGCAGCUGUUGCAAAUCAUCAAGAAAACGGAGACAGACAUGAGUCUUCACCCACUCCUACAAGAGAUCUACAAAGACUUGUAUUAGUGCCCACAGCAGCUCUGACCGGCUGACAUGAUGUAUGUUCUUCAGAUUGCACUAUUUCUUUAAGGGAAAACUUUUGCAUACCUAAGAAAUUAACUGUGAAACAGCAUUUAAAGAGAGAGAGAGAGAGCUUAGUAUAGCAGAUAUAUUUUAUGCCUAUUGUUUAUAAAGACACAUUUACAAUUUACUUUUAAUAUUAAAUAUAUAUAUAUCUAUAUAAUGAAAUUGUUGGCAGUAUUUUCAGAAUGAAUUUCUGGGGUUUUUUAACUGUCCUCUUUCUUCAGAUUGCCUGUCCAAUAUGAUUGAUGCUCCACCUAAGUUGGUUAAGCCUGCAGUUAAACUCUCCACUUGAAAAUUUAAAAACAUCCCCCC
Molecule: messenger RNA, 2353 nt
Organism: Pogoniulus pusillus (Red-fronted tinkerbird)
Lineage: Eukaryota; Metazoa; Chordata; Aves; Piciformes; Lybiidae
Gene: PPARG
Product: peroxisome proliferator activated receptor gamma
Exons: 10
Coding region: 557-1984 (475 amino acids)
Biological process (GO): cell differentiation; negative regulation of transcription by RNA polymerase II; negative regulation of cholesterol storage
Cellular component (GO): nucleus
Molecular function (GO): nuclear receptor activity; DNA-binding transcription repressor activity, RNA polymerase II-specific; zinc ion binding
Source: RefSeq, a predicted model, not a curated record